Molecule: messenger RNA, 1320 nt
Organism: Aspergillus pseudoviridinutans
Lineage: Eukaryota; Fungi; Ascomycota; Eurotiomycetes; Eurotiales; Aspergillaceae
Product: phosphatidylserine decarboxylase family protein
Exons: 1
Coding region: 1-1320 (439 amino acids)
Biological process (GO): phosphatidylethanolamine biosynthetic process
Cellular component (GO): mitochondrion
Molecular function (GO): phosphatidylserine decarboxylase activity
Source: RefSeq, a predicted model, not a curated record
AUGGGAAAUCACUCCGGAAUCGCCAGUCAGCCAACAGAAGCACCUCUGUAUCAUGGAAGCAGGGCUCUACAGCAGUGGCUCAUCUCCAUGGUGCUUCAGGCCACCAAGCCUAGCCAUGAACAGCCCCCACUACAUGCAGUCAUACGCGAAUUUCAGAAUAUCAUUGAGUCUGACGCAAUAAUCUUUAUGCACGCUUGUGCAAUGUUCCAACAAGUGCCAUCCGAAUCUCCUUACGACAACGACCCACUUGGACGGCCUCAAAUCCGCGACUACAAGCAAAUGCUACAGCUCAUGAAUUCGCUGCUGACGGCCGCACCGAAAUGGGACAACCUGGUCUUCCAGAUUGGGUGGACUGGUUUCCCCAUCAACGUGGUUCUCAAUUGGCCCAUGUCGACCCCCAGCGGCAAAGCAUUCUUCCUUCAUGACAGGGUCAACGCACAGCUCAAGAAGGUUCUCGACACGUGGGCCGAGCAUCUUGGCUCAGGGGCAUCUGCUAACGUCCUAACUACGGAUGCAAACGGCUGGCUAGGGGCUGAUGCCCUGGCUGCGAUGGAGAGGGUGGCUAAUGUUGGAACCACGAGCUUCACCUUUGAGCAGCUGUUCGAAUGCAAUCCUUCGUUACCGCACUGGGGCUUCACGUCAUGGGACGACUUCUUCGUGCGUCGUUUCCGCCCGGGCUUACGUCCUGUUGCCGGUCCCGACGACGACAAUAUCAUCGCCAACCCCUGCGAAUCCAAGCCGUACCGUCUCGCCACCAAUGUAGCGCGCCGCGACACCUUCUGGGUCAAGGGCCAGCCAUACUCUAUCCUGGACAUGUUGGCGCAGGAUGAGCUAGCGCGGCACUUCGUCGGGGGCACCGUCUACCAGGCCUUCCUCAGCAGCCUCAGCUACCAUCGUUGGCACAGCCCGGUCAGCGGCACGGUAGUGAAGACUCGCCUCGUGCCGGGAACGUACUACUCCAAAGCUGAGUCUCAGGGAUUCGGAUCCCUUCACAAGUCCCUCAGCCCAUCUCAGGGCUAUCUGACCGCAGUCGCGACCCGGGCUUUGAUCUUCAUCGAAGCGGACAAUCCUGCCAUUGGGCUUGUUUGCGUCAUGCCGGUUGGAAUGGCCGAGGUCUCGACAUGUGAGACUACGGUUAUCCCCGGGCAACGUGUAAGCAAAGGGCAAGAGUUGGGAAUGUUCCACUUUGGAGGCUCUACUACUUGCCUACUGUUUAGGCCGGAGACAGUACUACAAUGGACGGCACAGGCUUCCAUGGUCGAGAAUCCAAGUUUCAAUAUCCCUGUCAAUGCAGAGAUUGCGAGAGCACAGAUUGCUUGA